AUGGCUCAAUUGCAAUGGACUACUACUUUGGCACCUUUACCAGCUACAGAGCGUAAUUUCUCGACGAAAAUCUCCUACGAUAAGCAAUCCAAAUGCAUUGGUUACGGAUGUGGGAAGUCAGCUUUCAUUAGAUCACUAGAUUCGGAUUUCCAAGUCCAGUUCACAGGUCAUGGCACGGCAAAAGUGACUGUGGUACGCUUUCAACCGGUGAUAGGAUCCCACUACGUGUGUUCUGGUGACGAUCAAGGCCGUGUGAUUGUAUGGGAAUGGUUUCCUUCUGGUAGCCAAUCGGAUAUAGAAGCAACUGCAGAACCGACCACGGCUGUUAAAAGCGAAUUUCAAGUGCUAUCUGGACCUGUGAUCGAUGUCAGCUGGGAUAUGGAUGGCCGCAGACUAUGUGUUGUAGGCGAUGGACGAGACAAGUUUGGGGCCUUUAUCUCCUGGGACACUGGUAAUUCCUUGGGAGAACUCAGCGGACCCUCCAAACGUGUCAACGCCUGUCAUAUUAAGCUCAGCAGGCCCAUGAGAUGCUUCACUGCUGGUGAUGAUGGUGCAUGUGUAUUUUUUGAAGGUCCGCCUUUCAAGUUUGCGGCAAGCGACCGUACCCACCACGACCAGGGAAAGUUCAUUCGCGAUAUCAAGUUUUCGCCAGGUUCAGGCACUUAUGCGAUUUCUGUCGGUAGUGACCGCAAGAUCGUGUGCUUCAAUGGCCGUACUGGUGAAUUUGACAAGUAUAUCGCAGAUGCAGACGAGACAGUUGAUGGAGGUCAUUUUGCACUUGACUGGUUCGAUGACGGUGCAGAGUCGCACAGGUUCGUCACUGUCAGUGCAGAUGCAGCAGUAAGAGUAUGGGAUGCUGAGAAAAAUAAGUGCGUCUACAAGUGGAAGCUGGAACGUACUGUGUUAAACCAAUUGGUUGGUGUCACUGUCAUUGACGAAAACCACGUCGUUGCCGUAUCUUUGGAGGGUGCUCUACACGUCUUCAAAAUUGGAGAAGAGUUACCGGUGAAGACCAUUGUGGGGCAUAACAAGGCAAUUACAGCUUUGGUUGCGGCGCCACUUGUAUCCGGAUCAUAUGACGGCAGAAUUGUUACAUGGGGAAUCAAUGGCUCUCAAAGUGCAACCAUGGGUAACGAGCACAACAACGUUGUUGUGGCUUUACAAAAAAAGACUAGUGUUAUAUCUACGUCUUGGGAUAGCACCUUGAGAGCUAGUGGCGAGGUGAAGCACACUUUCGAAUCUCAACCGAAGAUUGCUGCAGUCUACGACAACUCGCAGGCCGUGAUCACGAUUGCGAACGAUCUCGAAAUUCUUGACGGAGAGACCGGAAAGGUCGUGGCGUCGAAGAAAUUGACAGCAGCGGUUUCUGCGAUAAGUUUAGGGCCAACUUUCGUCGCUGUUGGUUACGAGCAGUCAAACGCAAUUGAGGUUUUCCAUAUAUCGGAUCUUUCUGUGAGCUUUACUAUCGCAAGUUCACUAAGAGCUCGACCUUCAAGCUUGUCGCUGUCGCCUUCUGAAAAAUAUCUGGCUGCCGGAGAUGUGAUGGGCAAGAUCUUGUUGUUUGAUUUGGGUACUAGAAGUGUUAAAACGUCGAGAUGGGCAUUCCAUUCAGGAAAGAUCACGAGUAUGGCCUGGAGACCAACUGCUUCUGAAGACGAGGAGGAUCUCAUUGCCACUGCGUCUCUAGAUACGCAUUUGAUGAUAUAUUCGGUCCAGAAACCCAUGAAAACUGCCAAACAUUUAAAUGCUCAUAAAGAUGGGAUCAAUGUAGUUGCUUGGGAUGGCGAGUCGACCCUUUUCACUGCAGGAGGGGACUCGUGCAUCAAGAGAUGGAGCUUUGAGCCAUAA
Lachancea lanzarotensis is the source of this 1848-nucleotide messenger RNA. It is a transcript of the gene AIP1, whose product is annotated as LALA0S02e02894g1_1. The record is from RefSeq and is a predicted model, not a curated record. Lineage: Eukaryota; Fungi; Ascomycota; Saccharomycetes; Saccharomycetales; Saccharomycetaceae. The coding region runs from base 1 to 1848 and encodes 615 amino acids. Gene Ontology annotation, biological process: positive regulation of actin filament depolymerization; actin filament depolymerization. Gene Ontology annotation, cellular component: cortical actin cytoskeleton. The transcript has a single exon. Gene Ontology annotation, molecular function: actin filament binding.